AUGAAAAUUCUAUUUUUCUUACCUCUGCUCUUUCUUCUUUCCCUUGUUGUGGUGGUGGCUAAUGGCGGCGAAGUUGACUCAAGCUCCUCCCGGUGGUGUCUCCCAAAACCGGGAAUCUCAACGGAGCAGCUACGUGACGUUCUUGACUAUGUAUGUACGAAAGUACCCUGUCAGGAGAGCGACAUGUGUUUCACAGAUCUCUCUGUCAGGACAGGGUUCGCAAUGAACAUGUACUUCCAACUCAAUGGACGCUCGGAAGAAUCGUAUAUAUUCGGAGGUGCUGGGAUGGUCGUGACGACCAAUGCCAGCACCGCUGGCGGAUGCAAUUACGUCUCCGCCGCUGCUGCUGCCGCCAUUAUCCCGUCCGCUCAAGAGACGAUGGUGGUGCUGAUGAUGAUUCGAGUCUUUCUUUUCAUUUAA
Raphanus sativus (radish) is the source of this 420-nucleotide messenger RNA. Its product is annotated as major pollen allergen Ole e 10-like. Bases 1 to 420 code for a protein of 139 amino acids. The record is from RefSeq and is a predicted model, not a curated record. The transcript has a single exon. Lineage: Eukaryota; Viridiplantae; Streptophyta; Magnoliopsida; Brassicales; Brassicaceae.